AAGCGGAAGUGACCUUGCUCUGUUUGCUGAUGAACCCGGAAGGGUAACGCAGCACUCCGAAGAUGGCAGGUGUGUUUGAGGUGGAGGUUGACGGUGUAGAGCACGACCAUGGACUGGAGCAUCACGACGAGCCGAACCAGAUCGACCUGUCCAAACUUUCACCAGAAGACAAGUGGAGGGUGGAGCAUGCAAGGAUGCAUGCCAAACACAAAGGCCAUGAGGCCAUGCACGCUGAGAUGGUGCUGAUACUGAUCGUCACCCUGGUCGUCGCUCAGCUGGUCCUCGUGCAGUGGAAACAGAGGCACCCCAAGUCAUACAAUCUGGUGACUCUGUUCCAGAUGUGGGUGGUUCCUCUCUACUUCACUACCAAGUUGCACUGGUGGAGGUUCCUGACCACAUGGUUCAUCUUCUCUGUCGUCACAGCAUACGUCUCCUACCGCGCCACUCGCAAGCCGCUGGAAUGCACCACGCCGAGGUUGGUGUAUAAAUGGUUCCUCCUUCUCUACAAGAUCAGCUACGCCACAGGAAUAGUUGGCUACACUGUCGUCAUGUUUACGCUUUUUGGAAUAAACUUAAUAUUCAGAAUAAAGCCGGAGGAUGCAAUGGACUUCGGUGUUUCCCUGCUGUUUUAUGGUCUGUAUUACGGGGUCCUGGGACGGGACUUUGCAGAAAUGUGCGCAGACUUCAUGGCCUCAACAGUUGGGUAUUACAGCGCAUCUGGUAUGCCAACCAAGCACCUCUCAGAUAAUAUCUGCGCUGUGUGCGGUCAGCCAAUCCUCGUAGACGUCAGUGAAGAGGGCAUCAUCGAGAACACAUACAGACUGUCCUGUAACCAUGUGUUCCAUGAGUUCUGCAUAAGAGGGUGGUGCAUCGUGGGAAAGAAGCAGACGUGCCCAUACUGCAAAGAGAAGGUGGACCUGAAGAGGAUGUUUAGUAACCCCUGGGAAAGGCCACAUGUCAUGUAUGGACAACUUUUGGACUGGCUUCGGUACCUAGUGGCCUGGCAGCCCGUUAUUAUUGGAUUUGUGCAAGGUAUCAACUACGUCCUGGGUCUGGAGUGACCUGCGACUGGGGCACAAAUGGACACACACGCCAUACAGAGAGGAUAAUGCACUGGCUCUAAGGACUGGGGGCCUAACAAUGAACUAAAACACCAAUAUUAAAUGUGUCUAUACUUUUUUGUAUAUAUUUAUAGGCACCGAAUAUCUGUAUUUACAGUUUAUUUGAAUUUUACUAGUAACCUGAAUUUGUCUGUCUCAGUUUUUCCGGUUUUGUUUUUGAUCCACAUGGCGUUACACCUUGAUAAUUGGUUUGUGCAUCGGAUGACCUAGUAAAGCAGCUCUCAGAUUUAAAUGAGAACCGCUUUAUGCCAAUUUAUGUCUUAAGUGUUUUCCGUUUAUGUAUUUGGUUUCCACAACAAUAAGAAGCGACAGGAUUAUAAUGGAGUUUUUUUUUUUUUUUUUUAAUCCAUAUGUCCAGUGGUGUUUACUAGCCUUCUCUCCAACCCCUCUCAACUUCGGUUCCAUCCACUGCUUUGUAAGAAACCUUGAAUUGAUAUUUGCAUAGGUAAUUUCUCCCUGUGCCUCAAAAACGCACCCAACACACUUCUCAGAAACCUAGACUUCUUGUGCAUUUUUGUUGCCAUUUGGUUUACCAUGUUAUCACCUGUGUUGAAUGCUUUGUUGACUUGUUUUUUUUUUUGUUUUGUUUUGUUUUUUGGCCGAAUUUGAGAGUGCUGACAUAGUCCAGUUUGCCAUUUCCAUGUAUGCGUGACGUUUCUUUGAAAACCCUCAAGUUAGAAAACAUGCUGUGCAACAUCAGUGGGGAAAAAUGCUAAUGAAAUACACAUGCAUACAUAAACUGAAAAUUCCUCAGGCUUUUUAUAAUGAAACUUUUAACUUGACUGAAGGUGGAGGCUAUAUUGUAAGAAUCCAGUAUUUCCUUUAUUCUUGCUGGUGUCUGACUAAGACUGUAUAGCAAAGAUGCUGUUAAAAUUGAAUAAGAACUGCUAGAUGCAUCUUUAAAUAACCCCUUCUCUGGUUAACACCACAUCUGGUCUUGUCUUGAUUGAAACCCUGUGAAAUCUCUCUUUCCAUUUGAGUUAGAAGAAUAAUACUGUACUCAACAAGGUUGAGUCCUCUGUUCUCACGGUCCAGAAUGAUAAUAUCUCCUCAAAUUAAUUCACAAGUGACUGUUACUAAUCAAUCCUCAAAUUGAAGCUCUGUAGUAAGCACAGUGCAGUGUUAAAAUACUGACUGGUAAAUAUACAAUGAUUGACGGUGCAGGUUAAAGCUAAAAUGAUGAGGGGAAAAAGCUGAAAUUUCUUGAUGAUCCUUUAACAUGGCCCAGGCGAGGGAGUGGUGCUAGGGUGCCAGUCUUAUUUUUGUAUGGAGUGUUCAGCCUAAGAACUUUUAUUUGCACGAGUCCUGAUCCAAAGCUGCUGGCAGGCCAGUGUUGGUCCUUUUGAAAGUACUGUUAAGGCUAUAUACUGCCAUCGCUCUGAGAGGGACGCAGUGUCCUCUUAGUGGGUCCCUCUGUCCAUAAACUCACACCGCUCUCUGUAAAGGACAGUAACUUCAUCAUUUCAACUGUUUUGUUGACAUGUUCUCAUCAGUCUGUUAAUAAAUCUUGCAUGGUUUAGA
Molecule: messenger RNA, 2642 nt
Organism: Myripristis murdjan (pinecone soldierfish)
Lineage: Eukaryota; Metazoa; Chordata; Actinopteri; Holocentriformes; Holocentridae
Gene: rnf121
Product: ring finger protein 121
Exons: 9
Coding region: 63-1061 (332 amino acids)
Biological process (GO): ERAD pathway
Cellular component (GO): endoplasmic reticulum membrane; Golgi membrane
Molecular function (GO): ubiquitin protein ligase activity; metal ion binding
Source: RefSeq, a predicted model, not a curated record